Monopterus albus (swamp eel) is the source of this 4299-nucleotide messenger RNA. RefSeq names its product transforming growth factor beta-3-like. Gene Ontology annotation, biological process: regulation of cell population proliferation; transforming growth factor beta receptor signaling pathway. The record is from RefSeq and is a predicted model, not a curated record. The coding region runs from base 497 to 1723 and encodes 408 amino acids. The transcript is spliced from 7 exons. Gene Ontology annotation, molecular function: transforming growth factor beta receptor binding; cytokine activity; growth factor activity. Gene Ontology annotation, cellular component: extracellular region. Lineage: Eukaryota; Metazoa; Chordata; Actinopteri; Synbranchiformes; Synbranchidae.
UCAAACGUCAGAAACUAACCGUAUUAAAACGCGUGAAGCCGCUCGAACUCGCAUAUACCUCGUUAACCCGACAGCCUGCGGUCUGCCUCCUCAGAGACAAUAAAGAGACUCUAGAGUUUAAUGACACAGAAAAGUGGACACAUAUGCCAAGCUGUGGGGCGACUUGGGCGACUACUGGACAAGAAUGCAUCAGAAACGUGUCUGUUUCUACAGAGAUAUUUGUGCUGGAUUAAUCUGAUACAGGCCGGAGAGUUUCUGUUUUUCGAGGCUAUGAAUUGAGUAAAGUCUGAUGGGCAAACACAAACUUGGAUUUCUGCUGAUAACAAAAGGGACUGCCCCAAGAAAACGAAUUAAGUGAGGAGGAUUUCAAUUUUAAAUUCCAAGGAAGUUUUAAAAAAAAACUGCUGCAGGGCGUAAAAGAUUUAUUUGAAGGUUAACUCGUCUUCGCCUGUGAAUCUGCACAUAACUACGCAGUGAACCAAAUGCAGAGAGAAAGAUGCAUUUGGGUAAGGCUUUACUGUUUGUCCUCCUUCUCAACUGCGCAACUCUGAGCUCAUCUCUGUCAACUUGUGCCACCGUGGAUAUUGACCAUGUGAAAAGGAAGAGGGUCGAAGCGAUACGAGGUCAGAUUUUGAGCAAACUCCGGCUCACAAGUCCUCCGCACUCCCUCGGACCGAGUAAAAUCCCGUAUGACAUCCAAGCACUGUAUAACAGCACCAAGGAGCUACUGGAGGAGCUUGGGAGGAAUCGGCAGCAAAGUUGUGGUCAGGACAACACAGAGACAGAGUACUAUGCCAAAGAGAUAUACAGAUUCAACAUGGUCUAUGGACCGCCAGAGAGCAAUGAUUUGCCCUACUGCCCAAAGGGCAUCACCUCAAAGGUUUUCCGCUUCAGCGUCUCUUCCAUGGAAAGGAACUCAACCAACCUCUUCAGAGCAGAGUUUCGUGCUCUGAGGGUGCCAAAUUCAAGUGCCAAGAGGAAUGAACAGCGGAUUGAGCUCUACCAGAUUGUGAGGCCAAAUGAACACAUUAGGAAACAACGCUACAUUGGAGCCAAGAAUGUGCUGACCAAAGGUACUCCAGAAUGGGUCUCCUUCGAUGUGACUGAAACAGUGCGUGAAUGGCUGAUGAACCGAGGAACCAAUCUGGGUUUGGAAAUCAGUGUGCACUGUCCCUGCCACACCUUCAGCCCAAAUGGUGACAUCAUUGACAAUGAGAACGAGGUGCUCGAGGUGAAGUUUAGAGGUGUGGAUGGAGAUGAGGGGCAGAGUCGCUUGGAUGUGGAUCCCCUUAAGAAAAAAAAGGAACAGUACCAGCCUCACCUUAUCCUCAUGAUGAUCCCACCCCACCGCCUCGAUACGCGGUCCACACACCGGCGCAAGAGAGCGCUGGACACAAAUUACUGUUUCUCAAACACGGAGGAGAGCUGCUGUGUUCGCAAGCUCCACAUUGAUUUCCGGCGUGACUUGGACUGGAAAUGGAUCCAUGAGCCCAGUGGUUAUGAUGCCAACUACUGCUCUGGGCCCUGCCCUUACCUGAGGAGCUCAGAUACAACACACAGCUCGCUGCUGAGCCUGUACAACACUCUGAAUCCGGAGGCGUCGGCCGCCCCCUGCUGUGUCCCUCAAGACCUGGAACCCCUCACUAUACUCUACUAUUCUGGACGAACUCCCAAAGUGGAGCAGCUCUCCAACAUGAUAGUCAAGUCUUGCAAAUGUAGCUGAGAAGACAUGAAAGAAAAGAUAGUGUGGCAUGAUUUUACUAGGUACUGAUCAAACCCUUUGGACUCUUAGCUGUGACAAAUACUUAAACUGACCCUGUAGCCUUGUGACUUAGAUCUGAAAACCACUCUGCUGGUCACACUGUUUUCAAGGAUGCAGGCUUUCUUAAAAACUUGAGGUCAUUUUCUUUUUCUUGGUUUGUUUGGUUUUUCCCCCUCCCAUUCAGUUAGUUCUGGAUAACAAGUAGUUAUUUCUUAAAAGCACCAACCCAAAAUGACCAUAGUCUUACUGUCAAAGUAUUAUCUUAAAAUAUUUUCUACUAGAUUUGUGAAGAUGGACAACACACUCCUAAGGCUAGACUGCAGGGAGGUCUGUACAGUUUGUGUGAAGAAAAAACAAUGAAUGAGUGAAAGAGGCUCAAUUUGUGGUAUAUUGUCUGCUUCAGAGCUCAAGAAAAUAUUCCACCAAGUUACAGUUUCUACAUUGUCAGUAGAGCAGCUCUGUUUCUAGUCUUGGGAUGAUACUGGUAAUGGUCACAAAUACAGACAAUGCUCUGCUGAAUGCUCGAAUAGUCCGUUUAGGCUGGAUUUUUCCUUGAACUUGCCUUAAAGUUUCCUUCCCUUCAAACAGUGGGCAUUAUCUUCAAACACAAAAGGAGAAAGGACAGACUUGCUGCUGUAUCCAAAGCCAUAUCUGUGGUCAGAGAAAAGGAGAGCUGAGAGAGAAUGCCUGUUGGAUUUGCAAUGGAAAGCGAAUGAACAAAGAAGUUGAGCCAAGCUUUUCUGUUUUUGGCCAGCCAGCAGCAAUGGCUUUUUUCAGUGCAUCUAUUAGAAGGGAUGGAAGAAGAAGAAGAAGAGGGGACCUGUAUGGAAGGGAAUAACUAUGAUGGAAACUAGCCAUGAGCACAUUGCCAUUCACUGGAAGUUUUCAUCCUUAACAGGUUCAAAUACUUCUUGGAACAUCAAAUAAUAUACUGGAAAAGAAGAACUGUUAUGCAACAGGUUCUUAUGAGGUUUCUUUUACAUUAAGAGCAGAUUUAGUCUGUUAUGCAGCUUGUCAUAUAGUGACUAUAGUGACUGGGAAGAAAACUGAUGUGUAUCUCCAUGGGUGUAAACAAUUAAACCAUGAGUACUGUUACUUUUCCUUCUGAUUUAGAAAGAAUGAGCUAUUUUAUUUGUCUAUAUACUGUACAAACUAGUUUGGCCUGUUUUAUUGGAUAUAGUGCGUCUCACUAAAGGCUUAUUGUGCUAAAACUGCCAAAAUACUUUUUACCAACACUUACAUUAUUGCCCGUUGUACGUUUGCGUACGUUGUGUUUUCUGGAGUAUUAAAAACUGUAUCCACUAGGGGGCAGAUUAGGGGCUAAUUAUCCCUGGCAGGGAACAGAAUAUCUUCCUGCUUUUGCAAACAGUAGGUUGAACCCAAGUUCCUCUAACUGCAUCCAUGUUUGCCUCCUUUCCAUGUUUUCCUUGUGUCUUAGUCUCACUCAUGUACAAUGAAAGAAAAUGAUGCAAGGACAGAGGAACCGAGGAAACACAUUUUAACUGACAUGAGACGUAUUUUCCUCUUAUUGUUAAUGUGAAGCGGCCAAUCACGAACUGAUUUUAGAUGAAGGGGCGUGUCAAUUCGUAGAAGACUUCCAUGAAGGAUGCACUCAAGUAUCCUUGGGCAUAGCUCCUCACUCCUCGCUCCUCAGAGCAGAGCUUUUGGACAUCAUUUAUCAUGGCGGACCAGAACAACUUCAGGAUUGAGGACCAAGUGAUGAUAAAAUAAGGGAACUGGGAUUCACCUAGUGUAAACAGAACAAAAUGGCAACACUCCAGGUAGCUCCAACACCAUUGGUGUUGUGAUCAUGGUAGAGGAAAUGGCAGCGGCAACAUAAAAAAUGAUAUGUCAGCUGAACAAGCUCCACGAGUUUCUUUUCAAAGCGUUCAGCCAUAGCGGUGGUGACACAAAACUGUUGCUAACAUUACUUUCUGCCCCCACCUGUCAUGUUCUGAACUGCAUCUUGUGUAUUGUUAAUUCUGACCUGCCCAGCCAACUCUUUCACAGAUCAAAGCAUAUGCGAGGCAGCCACGAUGUGCAUGCAAACGUGUAGUAAAACCAAGUAUAUUGCUGGCUUAAAACAUUAUUAUCUUCAGACAGCUACAUCAGAGCACUUUUCUCCAACAAUAACAGGAAACACCAUUUACUAUGCAGUUGUUUACUUCAGUUUUAAAUCAUUAUCAUUCGCCACACUCUAGCUCUAGCUGGCAAGGAGUUGUAUGUGCAGUCAGGACUCCCACAAAUGCUGCAGCCUUUCAGUCCUUCUGCUCAAUCUAUGUUUGUUAUGGUGCUCUUUUACAGUGUGAAACAAUUACGAAAAUGGGGGAAUAGGUCAUAACAUGACAGUGGCUGAUAUAGAGUUAGACCUCAUUUUUCUCUGAAUCAUGAGAAUGACUGAAUCCUUGUACUGUGUGAUGUUCACCCAGUCAGAGUCAUCUAGCCUUUAGGGGACAUUUAGGUGACAUUUUUGGCAGUAAUAUUGUUUUUGUUGACUUGUUGAUUAUGGUUGUUAUUAAAAACAACAUGCUAACCUG